UCAACAUCUGCAGCUGCACCGCUUAAUUAUUAUUUUUACGCGGGUGGAGUAAAAGGCGCGUGCAGCGAGCAGCUGGAGUUUCCGACACUAGAAUACAGAACUUUAUUAUAAAGCAGGAGUUCAGGUUCAAAGCUCGACAAACACCUCCAGGUUCACCAUGGCAACCGAUCACCAGAACCCUACAGGCAAACAACAGAAUCCUACAUCCAGCACUUUCAAGCUGAUCAUCUACGAGCAGGAGAACUUCCAGGGCCGCUGCCAUGAGCUGACUGGGAUCUGUAACAACCUGCAAGAGGCAGGCGUGGAGAAAGUGGGCUCCAUCCUGGUGCUGUGUGGACCGUGGGUGGGGUAUGAGCAGCCCGGCUGUAAGGGUGAGCAGUACGUGUUGGAGAAAGGUGAGUAUCCUCGCUGGGACGCCUGGACCAACAGUCGACGCAGUGACUCCAUCUUCGCCUUCCGCCCAAUCAAAGUGGAAAGCCAGGACCACAAGAUCGUGCUGUACGAGAAUCCCAGCUUCGCAGGCAAGAAGAUCGAGAUCAUAGAUGACGACGUGCCGAGUUUCCACGCUCACGGCUACCAGGAGAAGGUUUCCUCUGUCCGAGUGCAGAACGGCACCUGGGUGGCAUAUCAGUACCCGGGGUACCGAGGGUACCAGUACCUGUUUGAGAAGGGCGAGUAUAAGGAGUGUUCUGAUUUCGGGGCUAAGGUGCCUCAGAUCCAGUCGGUGAGGAGGAUCCGUGACAUGCAGUGGCACCAGAGAGGAGCUUUCCACACCUCCAACUGAGCUUCUCUCUCUUCGCUUUUCUUCUCCAUGAAUUUGCUCUUCUCCUCCAGAAAUCCUCCUCUUCCUCACAACCCUAAUGAUGAUGAUGAUUCGUUUCAUGGCAGAUUGUCCCAGUGAUUCCGUGUGCUUCUGCUUCACGAAUAAAUAAAGCCGUUUUGCUUUACGAGGUCUCACCUUCUGAGCGUUCGUUCCUGCAGGAGCGUUUCAGCGAGAACGCUUUUGUUUUUUUUAGAUGUUUUUACUGCAGGAUAUUUCAGUCAUUUCUUCACAAGAACUGAUUUCACAAAAAAAAAAAAAAAAAAAAAACUCUUCUCUGAGGCAUGAAUGCAAACCAGAUCCACAUGUUUCUCAGCACGUUUCUGCCAGAUCUUCAUGAAUCUCACAUUAACCCUAAAGACACCGAGUCCACACGUGACCUGAUUCUGCUUUAAAGCCUAAAUAAUGCAGCAAGUUGCUAAACUCACAUGAAAACUGUCAAGGUUCCAGAUGUUUCCUCACAGAAGAUUCAGAGAAAUGACAGAACAUGGCUGAGUUUUGGUGUCCAGUGUUCCUGGAAAUGUCCUCAUGACUCAGCAGGAACAUUAAUGUGGUUUCUUCACUUUUAUUAAAAAAAACACAUGAAAGACUGUUAGGAAAAGUAAAUGAUUUGGUUUGCACUCAGAUUUGGGGUAAAGGUGUGUAUGGACACAGUCUUUGUGGAUGUAACUGUUAGGACAGGAGGACACACAACGUGGAAAGGUGGUGAUCUCAGUGUGUCACUCAGGGACGAGAUUUUAUCUUCUGUGUAUCAGUCUGCGUCUACAUUUUAAAAAGCUUCAUGUCCACACUUUAGUUUCCCAAAACUUGCUCUUCCACACCGAAACGUCUGAAAAUGCUCACGUUCCUGUUCUGCUCAUGUGCAAAAAAUACGACACUUUGACUCACGUCAUUUCCGCCUGCCGUUUAUUUACUUUCUGGCUGUUUGACACGUCGCUGCAAACGACUAAAAAUGCAUCAUCGCCUUUGUCGGUAUAAUUAAAGGAGG
Silurus meridionalis is the source of this 1808-nucleotide messenger RNA. It is a transcript of the gene crybb2, whose product is annotated as crystallin, beta B2. Gene Ontology annotation, molecular function: structural constituent of eye lens. Bases 158 to 784 code for a protein of 208 amino acids. The record is from RefSeq and is a predicted model, not a curated record. Lineage: Eukaryota; Metazoa; Chordata; Actinopteri; Siluriformes; Siluridae. The transcript has 6 exons. Gene Ontology annotation, biological process: lens development in camera-type eye; visual perception.